Messenger RNA from Strongylus vulgaris, 363 nucleotides. Lineage: Eukaryota; Metazoa; Nematoda; Chromadorea; Rhabditida; Strongylidae. The record is from the annotation of a GenBank genome assembly.
AUGGCUAUCGCACAAAUGACCAUAUGGUCCAUUUGGUCUGCCCCACUGAUUAUGUCCAACGAUCUUCGCAUAAUAGGUCCAGAAUUCCGGAAAAUUCUUUUAAAUCGUGAAGUUAUCGCCAUUGAUCAAGAUCCAAUGGGUAGGAUGGGACGAUUGGUGGCUAAUGUGAGUAGUGCAUUAACCCAAACGCUCAUGCUUUGGGCUAGGCACAAGACUGUUACAUAUAUUGUUCAGGUCUCAGGUGUUGGUGCCUAUGUGAAGCCGAUCACACCCGUUUACGACAGAGAUACCUCAUUUGCUUUGGGAUUUCUCAACAGGAACCUUAAGGCUAAUGUAAGCAGUAAUUUCACGGUUUACAAGUAA